UGACCGUCAUUUUACGACAGGUCGGGGUUGCUUUGUGGCUGUCAACUUUCCCGGAGGUCGGAGUUGGUAGCUACAUUUAUCUGUGGUGGCUGCAAUUACGACGGCGUAGAAAUGAGACAGAAGCGGAAAGCGGACCUGAGCCCUGCUGAGCUGAUGAUGCUGACCAUAGGAGAUGUUAUUAAACAACUGAUUGAAGCCCAUGAACAGGGGAGAGACAUCGAUCUCAAUAAGGUAAAAACGAAGACAGCUGCCAAAUAUGGCCUUUCAGCACAGCCCCGCCUGGUGGAUAUCAUUGCUGCAGUCCCACCUCAGUAUCGAAAGAUCUUGGUCCCCAAGUUAAAGGCAAAACCCAUCAGAACUGCCAGUGGGAUUGCUGUUGUGGCUGUGAUGUGCAAACCCCAUAGAUGUCCACACAUCAGUUUUACAGGAAAUAUAUGUGUAUACUGCCCUGGUGGUCCAGAUUCAGAUUUUGAGUAUUCAACUCAGUCUUAUACUGGAUAUGAGCCAACUUCCAUGAGAGCUAUCCGUGCUAGAUACGACCCUUUUCUACAGACGAGACACCGAAUAGAACAGUUAAAACAACUUGGUCACAGUGUGGAUAAAGUAGAGUUCAUUGUGAUGGGUGGAACAUUUAUGGCUCUUCCAGAAGAAUACAGAGAUUAUUUUAUUCGAAAUUUACACGAUGCUUUAUCAGGACAUACUUCCAACAAUAUUUACGAGGCAGUCAAGUAUUCUGAGAGAAGUCACACAAAAUGUAUUGGAAUUACUAUUGAGACCAGACCAGAUUAUUGCAUGAAGCGGCAUUUAAGCGACAUGUUGACCUAUGGCUGUACAAGACUGGAGAUUGGUGUGCAGAGUGUCUAUGAAGAUGUGGCUAGAGAUACCAACAGGGGCCACACUGUUAAGGCAGUAUGUGAAUCGUUUCACCUGGCCAAAGAUUCUGGUUUCAAAGUGGUGGCUCAUAUGAUGCCUGAUCUGCCAAAUGUGGGACUAGAAAGAGACAUUGAACAGUUUACAGAGUUUUUUGAGAACCCUGCUUUUCGUCCUGAUGGUUUGAAACUCUACCCUACCCUGGUGAUUCGUGGAACAGGACUUUAUGAGCUAUGGAAAUCAGGAAGAUACAAGAGUUAUUCUCCUAGUGACCUAAUAGAAUUGGUGGCUCGGAUCCUAGCCCUUGUGCCUCCAUGGACUCGAGUGUACCGAGUACAGAGAGAUAUUCCAAUGCCCUUAGUCAGCUCAGGAGUAGAGCACGGUAAUUUGAGAGAGCUGGCAUUUGCAAGAAUGAAAGACCUUGGAAUACAGUGUCGAGAUGUGAGAACCAGAGAGGUUGGAAUCCAAGAAAUUCAUCACAAAGUAAGACCCUAUCAGGUUGAAUUAGUAAGGAGAGAUUAUGUUGCAAAUGGUGGCUGGGAAACAUUCUUGUCAUAUGAAGACCCUGAUCAAGACAUCUUGAUUGGCCUCCUGCGAUUGCGAAAGUGUUCAGAGGAAACCUUCCGUUUUGAAUUGGGUGGAGGUGUUUCCAUAGUCCGAGAACUUCAUGUAUAUGGAAGUGUAGUUCCAGUGAACAGUCGAGAUCCUACUAAAUUUCAGCAUCAGGGAUUUGGCAUGCUGCUGAUGGAGGAAGCAGAAAGAAUAGCUAGAGAAGAGCAUGGAUCUGGGAAAAUAGCUGUGAUUUCAGGGGUCGGCACCAGGAAUUAUUACAGAAAGAUUGGCUACAGGUUACAAGGGCCAUACAUGGUGAAAAUGCUAAGAUAAUGGCCACACCAGUCUACCAUCUUUGCAGUAUCCUUCGUGGCAGAAAGUAGCGAUUCAAGAUUUCUUGAGGACUCAGCAGAGAGGCUGAGCAAAGCCAACAGACCUACACUGUUCCCCUUACAGGAGUUUCACCCUCGACCUGCAGAUGUAGAGACAAGAAGCUGUUUUCAUGGUCAGGGACGACCAAGCUCACUAAGUUGCUGGCGCUAAGAGCUCCUGCACUGCCCUCUCCUGCAUGUUCUCAAAAAGUCACUUCAGUUUCUCAGGCUUAAAUUUAUCAAAUUUCUAAAAUUUACUUGAGGCCAGCAGGUGUCUUACUUCUGACUCAGACACAGUGACAUAAGCAAAUUAGUCAACUCAUAUGGACACGAUAGUUCAUGAAAUAAAACUAGUUAUUUGAGGAACAAGUGUAGGAAUUGUUGUCAUUGUUGUUAGUUUCCAUUGAGUUGGCUCAGAUUCAUGGCAACCACUGCCUGGCCCUGUGCCAUCGUUGUUGUUGUCAGGUGCCUUUGAAUUGGUUCCAACUCAUAGCCACCCUGUGUACAAUAGAACAAAACACUGUCCGGUCCUGCGCCAUCCUCACAGUCAUUAUGCUUGAGCCCAUUGUUGCAGCCACUGUGUCAGUCCAUCUCCUCGAGGGUCUUUCUCUUUUUCACAGACCCUUUACUUUACCAAGUAUGAUGUCCUUCUCCAGGGACUGAUUCCUCCUGAUAACAUGUCCAAAGUAUGUAAGACACAGUCUUACCAUCCUUGCUUCUAAGGAGCAUUCUGGCUAUAUAUCUUCCAAGACAGUUUUUUUUAUUCUUUUGGCAGUCUUUGGUAUAUUCAGUAUUCCUCAUCAACACCAUAAUUCAAAGGUGUCAAUUCUUUGGUCUUCCUUAUUCAUUGUCCAGCUUUCACAUGCGUAUGAGGCAAUUGGAAACAUCAUGGCUUGGGUCAGGCACACCCUAGUCUUCAAGGUGACAUCUUUGCCUUUGAACACUUUAAGGAGGUCUUUUGCAGCAGAUUUGCCCAAUGCAAUGUGUCGUUUGAUUUCUUGGCCACUGCUUCCAUGGGUGUUGAUUAUUGAUACAAGUAAAAUGAAAUCCUUGAUAACUUCAGUCUGUUCUCCAUUUAUCAUAAUACUGUUUAUUGGCCCAGUUGUGAGCAUUUUUGUUUUCUUUAUGUUGAGGUAUAAUCCAUACUAAAGGCUGUAGUCUUUGAUCUUCAUCAGUAAGUGCUUCAAGUUCUCUUCACUUUCAGCAAGCUAGAUUGUGUCAUCUGCAUAUCACAGGUUCUUAAUGAGUCUUCCUCCAAUCCUGAUGCCCCAUUCUUCAUAUAGGCCAGCUUCUCAGAUUAUUUGCUCAGCACACAGAUUAAAUAAGUAUGAUGAAAGGAUACAACCCUGAUGCACACCUUUCCUUACUUUAAACCACGAAGUAUCCCUUUGUUCUGUUUAAUUGCCUGCCUCUCUUGAUCUAUGUAAAGGUUCCUCAUGAGCACAAUUAAGUGUUCUGGGAUUCCCAUUCUUCGUAAUGUUAUCCAUAAUUUGUCAUGAUACACACAGUGGAAUGCCUUUGCAUAGUCAAUAAAACACAGGUAAACAUCUUUCUGGUAUUCUCUGCGUUUAGCCAGGAUCCAUGUGACAUCAGCACUGAUAUCCCUUGUUCUGUGUCCUCUUCUGAAUCUGGCCUGAAUUUCUAGCAGUUCCCUAUUGAUAUACUGCUGUAGCCCCUUUUCAGUGAUCUUCAGCACAAUUUUGCUUGAGUGUGGUAUUAAUGAUAUUGUUUGAUAAUUUCCACCUUCAGUUGGAUCACCUGUGUGCCAUCAAACCUACCCAUUGCCAUCGAGUCGAUUCUGACUCAUAGCAACCCUGUAGGACAGAGUAGAAACUGCUCCAUAGGGUUUCCAAGGAGCGCCUGGUGGAUCCAAACUGCCUACCUUUUGGUUAGCAGUCAUAGCACUUAACCACUAUGCCACCAGGGUUUCCUGUGCCAGCGUAGGUUACAUUAUAUACUGAAGGGAUGAAAAGUGAAGUUGGAACACAUGAAAACUGUCAGACUUUGGUCUCUGGCUUAAAGGCAUAAGUACGUAUGCAUUUGAGCAAAAGUUAAGAUAAUGGGCUUUUGUUUUAAUGGAAACCAUUCUAGUUACUAUGCUGGUAUUUUGAAGUAACAGAGUGAUGGGGAAAGAGGCACAGGAGCAGUGGGUUUGUGUGUUAAGCUUGAUUGCAGUCUUCCACCAGCCCUUUCCCAUUAGGGAGUCUGACAUCUAUGAUGGGCCAUUACAGACGUCCUUUAUUGCACACUUUUUACAUGAAAAAAUUUUUUAUUGCCUGUAUUUCCCAUACUCUUGACAACUGCAAAUAGUGUAGGUAGCCACAAAUAGAGUACCAACAGCAGCAUUCACCUUUCCCUUUCGUGUGUCCUGAACAGCCAGAGUAACGUGCAAGUGUCUUAGGCUGUGUGGUGCCAAGUCAGGAUUGGCUUCCACAGAAGCUGUUCCCUACAUUUUAAUUCUUUAAGUUGGAUUUUGGUUUGUUUUAAAUGGAGAAAGGUAAGAGUUCAAUUCAUGUGAAAUUUUAAAAAAGGAAAACAGGCUCAAUUCUAAAAACAGGGAAAAGAUGAUUGGUUUUUUCAAAGGUUCAUUUUGUAGAACGGCUUCUGUGAAACUUCCAGGUAGUCUGCUAAGGACAGUCAGCCAGGGAGGGUCAUUUCUUAAGAGCAUGGCUUAACCCUGGGCCCCUUUGCUUUUGUGACAUUCUUAAAAGGCCUAUUAAAUGGAAUUGAUUCUCCUAAAAGGAUCUGAAAAUAAAAGCUCAUUCUCCAACACACCACAAAGUAGAGUGGCAUGGGGUUUUUUCCUCUUCCUGUAAAUGCAGUGAAAUGUCAAACGGGCCAUCAGUUUACGGGUUUGGGUCUCUAACCUAUGGUGGUGUUCAUUUCCUCCCGAGUGCUGUUUGCCGCUUCAUUAAACUGCUACAAGGUAGACAGGCGGCAGCUUUUUGUGGGCUUGCUGCGGGACUUUCCAUAGGUGUGGUUUAGAGAAUUUAGUUUGACUGCAGUCUUCCACCAGCCCUUUCCCAUUAGGGAGUCUGGUAUCUAUGACGGGCCAUUACAGACGUCCUUUAUUUCACACUUUUUACAUGAAAAAAAUUUUUUAUUGCCUGUAUUUCCCACACUCUUGACAACUGCAAAUAGUUUAGAUAUUUCUUCCCUAUAAAACUAUUAAAUGAACAAAACAUACACUGUAUGGGCUGCUAGCACACGUGUCACUGGAGACAGCUUGACAGAGGGGCAUGUGCAUUUGGCCAGCAGUCAGCACGCUGGGCUCACCUCCUACCUAAAGUGUGGCCUUGGCUAACACGAGGGUCUCUGAGCCUUCAUAUUCUCACCCUUCCCAUCUACCUAAAUGGAUCAAAAUGAGUAAUGUACAAGAAAGGCCUUCUUAGAAUUGUAAAAAGUCAGUCACACAUAGGGCUUAUUUUAAGAGAUAAAUUAGAGCAAGGUUUUAAAAUGAAAUAACCUAGGAAUUUACAAAUGUCUAAUGGUUAUCAGUCGUUGUUUAAUCCAGACCUUCACUUCAGGGUCAGUAGAAUACCUCUUUCUAGCUCCUCCUAAACCUUGGAGUUAGUUUAAAGCUGCUUGUACAAAGCUGCAGAACUUCUAAAGCCUCACUGAGUGUCAGAUCUCCUGCAGCAUCUCUGCUGCUAGAAGCUUCAGCUUCUCUGUGACUGCCAAGGGCUUUUCCUAGCAUCCGUGGUGUUUGACACUUCGGCUACCUGGCAGGCCUGGCCCUCCCAGAAAUGUGUGCUUUUCAGUCUAUAGAGCAGCCACAUAAGAAAGAUAAGUUAGGCGUGAUCCCACCAGUCUCAGCAUGAAACCUUUAAAGCUAUUGUUUAUGUUUUUGAUCUGUAUUGCACAAAUUCUUAGCAGCCAACUAAAGCACAGUCAGACAGCUCUUAUUUUAGUUCAACUUUUUGCUAAAUCACCCGGAGAGUUUAAAAGAAAAAAAAAAUUGAGCUAUAUCAAAAAGAAACAAAUAUAUUUAAAAUGAGAUUUUUAAAAUACCGCCACAUGAAAAGACCUAGUAAAGUUCAUUGUUUCUCAAAUCAGAAAAUGAAGAGACCCCUUUUAAAGGAAAAAAUUCCCACUGACCAAAAAAAAUACUGAGAAAUACAACUUAAAAACCAAAGCCUUAUCUAUGAAAACAUCCUUCAAACAGCAAUUUUUCAUUGCCAACAUUUUCCUUUUUUUUUUUUUUUUUUUAUGAUUCUCAUCCAAUUGAAAACAAAAUUUUGUAUUUCAAUAACCCACAGACCCCUGGGCUCAAGAUCUGAGUUCUGAAAACCUGAAAUUUAGCUCCUCCAUUAACUGUGAAGCUUUGGGCAAGUCCCUUAACCUUUUUUAGCUUCAGUUUCCCCAUUGGUAGCAUGAGACAAAUGCCCAUCUCACAGUGCAAGUGUGAGGAUCAAAUGUGGUCAUAUGUGACCCAGUGCCAUCGAGUCAAUUCUGACUCAUAGCAACCCUAUAGGACAGAGUAGAACUGCCCCCACAGAGUUUCCAAGGAGCGCCUGGAGGAUUCAAACUGCCCACCGCUAUACCACCACGGUUUCCGGUCAUAUGUGAGAGACCUGUAAACUAUGGAAUGGUAUACAUACACAGUUGUUACUAAAAUGAAGUUGUUUCUCUAUGGUUGUGUGACUUUGGGCAAAUAAACUCUCUUUACCUCUCUGCAAA
Molecule: messenger RNA, 6473 nt
Organism: Loxodonta africana (African savanna elephant)
Lineage: Eukaryota; Metazoa; Chordata; Mammalia; Proboscidea; Elephantidae
Gene: ELP3
Product: elongator acetyltransferase complex subunit 3
Exons: 15
Coding region: 112-1755 (547 amino acids)
Biological process (GO): tRNA wobble base 5-methoxycarbonylmethyl-2-thiouridinylation
Cellular component (GO): elongator holoenzyme complex; nucleus; cytoplasm
Molecular function (GO): acyltransferase activity, transferring groups other than amino-acyl groups; iron-sulfur cluster binding
Source: RefSeq, a predicted model, not a curated record